CAAUCCCGCAGUCUAAUCCAGAGAGUGAGGAUGCACAGCAGCGGUGAUAUGUGUCGAAUGAACAUCGGCUAACUACUUCUUUCGGCUGUGAUUGACAAAAGCCAGCUAACACUUUGUUCAUCCAGCCCUCAGAGACCAUUGUUGAACCUGAAACCGUCGGUACAGAUCUGAUCCAGAGCGGGACCUCGCAGACGUUACGUUGGGACAAUGGAAUCUAACGUUAUGCCGGACAGUAUCCGCCCUCAGAGGCUACAGCCAGGCAUUGGGUUCGGUUCAGGACCGACCGGGACCCUCCGCUCCUCUCUCCGUCCCGGGGUUACGGUCCCCAUCGCGCCGCUGCUGCCCUCCCCGGCCUCUCUGGCCGCUUCGUCCGGGCCUCCUCCUCCGCCGCCUCCGCUGCAGCUCCACAGCCUGUACGGCGGUAUCGGAGCGGGGCUGGGGCAGGGGGCUGCCGGCCACUGUAACCCGGGGAACCCGGCGGUGCUGAAGGAGGCGGUGGAGGCUGUGGUCCGCAGCUUCGCCAAACACACACAAGGUUACGGCAGAGUAAACGUGGUGGAGGCUUUACAGGAGUUUUGGCAGAUGAAGCUGACCAGAGGGGCCGACCUACGGAACGGAGCUCUAGUUGUUUAUGAAAUGGUCCCAUCCAACAGCCCGCCAUAUGUUUGCUAUGUCAGUCUUCCUGGAGGCAGCUGCUUUGGAAGUUUCCAGUUCUGUCCCACCAAGGCAGAGGCGAGACGCAGCGCUGCCAAGAUUGCCCUGAUGAACUCUGUUUUCAAUGAACAUCCCUCUCGACGCAUCACAGACGACUUCAUUGAGAAGAGCGUCAGUGAGGCCCUGGCGUCGUUCAAUGGAAACAGAGAAGAGGCUGAUAAUCCCAACACAGGAAUUGGGGCAUUUCGCUUCAUGCUUGAGUCCAACAAAGGAAAAUCCAUGCUGGAGUUUCAGGAGCUAAUGACUGUGUUCCAGCUGCUGCACUGGAAUGGGAGUCUCAAAGCCAUGAGAGAACGACAGUGUUCCCGACAGGAGGUGCUGGCUCACUAUUCCCACCGGGCUCUGGACGAUGACAUGCGCACUCAGAUGGCCGCUGACUGGGUGAACCGGGAACAGAGUGUGGCAGGCACCAUUGCUCAGGAGGUGGCGUCAACGGAGCGAGAACUGGAGGACGCCAGGCUUGCGGGCAGAGAACUGCGUUUUUACAAAGAGAAGAAAGACAUCCUGAUGUUAGCUGUGGGCCAACUCAAUGCAGCCAACACUGCCACCCUGCCCUCGCACUAAACCUGCCGUCCGUUGCGGAAACAUGCCUUCACACUCCGUAGGAUUCCUGGUAACAGUAUUGAUCACUUUAUAGAUAUAAAGGUGCUUCGUCUGAACUUUUAGGUUUCAUAUCUUGUGUUUCGUUAUGAGAACCAGGUAAUCAGGCCUUGAAUUACAGUAUGCACACCCGUCCAUAAAACCGACACCUGCCACUAUAGCCGUUACCUCUUUGUGCCUAGUGAUUACAGGAUAACAGUGCUUUUCAAAAAUAACCUGUAAACUUGCUUGGCAUUCCAACGGACUGGGGUUUACUUGUUUUUUUCAUUAUUUCAAAUUGUAUUUACUCCAAGUAGACCUACAGAAACACAGCCUGCCUUUCAUCAGUGAAUGUACGGGACAUAAGUUAAUAUGACCCAUCAAACCAAACACAUUCGAUCAAAGUAUGGAUCAUUCUGAAGUUUGUUUCUUCAUGUUUGGAGUGUGUUUGUUUGCAUAUAGUAUUUUGGACUCUGGCAAGUGAAGUUGGAAAAACAUAUGGGUCUUUAAAACCUUUAUGGCAAGUACCCUAUGUCUGUUAAUGAGAAGAAUAUCUCCACAAAAACAGUAAUAACCCUAAUGUAAAUACGUGGAAAUUGCAUCCUCAGAUAAUACCAGAUUUCAAGUAAGCGUCGAAACAUAACUAUUGGCUCAUGUAAUAAUUUGUGGGUACUUUGCUAAAAUGUCAGCAGGUGACUGAUUGCUCUGACAGCAGCUCAGGUUAAAAAAAACAGAUAUUGAAUCAUCACUAUGUUUCUUUUUGUUUGUUAAGGCUUUUGACAGUUAUUUUAGUGUUCAUUUUAUGCUUGGUGAUCAUGACAGUAGCUGAAUGUAUAUUUUCAGUGUGCUAUCAAUGAAAAGAUCUGCAUAGCGAUGCUGUUUAACAUGUAGACGACUGAAUUACUCUUGUGAUACACGCAGGGCUGUACCGAAUAGUUCGGAGGUUCAUUCAUAACCUUGAUAUUCAAAUUCUAAAUCAACAACAAUUUUUUGCAUGCUGUUAAAACUCUGUAUUUCUGCCCAGCUGCAGAUAAAGAUCAGGCUGUACUAAUAUUAUUAGUAUUAUACUAUCUGUAGACAUAGAUUCCAGUGGUGGCUGUCUAGGAUUGUUUCCAACUCGUGAUCCAAAUAUUUCCAGUAACUCCCGCUUCCUUACGCCACGGGAGGGGCUGCUGAAGACUUGUUGGAGGAGCUGUUGAUGAUGCCGCACAUGCCACCCACUGGCGGUGGAUAAACAGGAAACAGCUGAUAGCAGGAAUGAGCAGCUAGUAGCAAGAGGGAAACGCAAACCUGACAGACACUGUAAAGAUGAGCAACUGAGGAAACAAGGAAUUGCGCGCCCUCCUUGCCCUUGCAAACAAAGAGGCUAUUAACGAGGCCGUCGUCGAAUGGUGAAGGACGGGCCAACUUACGAGAGAAUUGCCGAAGGACAGACUCCCUUGGAGUACAUCACCGUUUACGUCACACGCUGAGCUACACGUUUUGUUACUUGCUCACGCCCCCCAUUGCCUCGCUGCACUCCCCAAUUUUGAUUUUAUACUGCCAAUGCUGAACGAAGAUGGAUUGGGCUUUCCUGCAAAUUUGCACAAUUCCUAUUUAAAAAGGGCUAGAGAAAGAGUUUAGCGGGUAAUACCUUCACCAUCCAAGGAAACAGAAAUUUACGAAGUCAACACCUUUAUCAGGAUGGUCAGUUAGCACGAGGGUGCCCGGUUAGCACGAGCCAACACAGCAACAGUGGCUGCCAUCCAACACCGAGCCGUUAAACGGUCCCAACAAACUCACACAGAGACCAAACUUGUUGGUUAAUGGUUAAUGAUCAAUUAACGAGGGUCAGCUAUCGGUCACAAAAGAAAAAUUAUAAAUUAGCAUCCCUAAUGUGAUCAUGUGCAAAAUUCACAUUGUUACCAAACAAAAUAUUUUGCUUUAAUUCAUAUUUGUUGGCGGACUUUCGGUACAGCCCUAGAUGCAGGUUGUGUUUGUCAUGUGCUUUUUAAGAGUUGUUGCCUAGUAGAUUAACAUUUAGGUCUUGAUCUCAGCAGAAACAAAGAAUAGCAAUGAUGUGGAGGUAAAAUGUGAAGGCCAAAAAAAAUGAGUGGAGGGAUCUUUUGUUUUUAACAAGUUGAUUCAUGAUGUGUGAGUCAUUGUAGUCGGCACAAAACAGUCCCAGCUCUUGGUGGUUUAUGUUGUUUUGACAUACUGGAGGCAGUGCUGGUGUGUAACAGUGUAUGUAACUCGCACUUCUCACCUUUCAAAUGUUUUUAUGUUGAAGGACCUGAUUUAUACUGUAAAUGUGAUAUCUUUAUAUUUCUCUAUGUAUCUAAAAUGUAUUGAAUACAUUAUACGGAUGAAGGUGUUUCGGUGAGUAGCCUUUUAAAGACCCCAUGUAAUGGAAGUGAGAGUUUAACUGAUAAUAUGCAGCUCUGGCUGGAUGGAAAUGUGGGCAGUGAGUUACGCAAGUUAAACAGCAGGAGGGCUCAUUCUCACUGCUGAAUGCUGGAUUGUCAACAGCAGAAACUGAUUACACUAAAUUUGGGGGAAACAAAGACGCAGAGCUGGAGUGUGAUUAAAGCCAGAUCCAGUUUUAUUAUUUUAUUGCUGUGUCUCCUCCCUGGGAUCAUUGUGCCUUCAUGAAAUUGGCAACAUGCAAGAAAAGAAAGAAAGUUUAAUUUCCUUUAAUGAGGUCUUUAAAAGACGUUAUACUCAGCUUUACUUGUUUUUGUCUUUAUGUCAUUACAUUUAAAGGUAAAAUUAUAGACACCAUGCUAUAUUACUGCGACAGUACCUUAAAGGAAUAGUCCAACAAUUUGGAAAAUUUGCUUAUUCACUUUCUGGCAGAGAGUUAGAGGAGAGGAUUGAUACCACUCUCAUACCUGUCCUUUUAAUAUAAGGCCACAGUGAGCAGCCCGUUAGCUUAGCUUAGCAUAAAGGCAGUAAAAAGUCGAUUGCUUCGGUUUGAGUUGCUGAGUGGUGGAUAUAUUGGCAGAUGUCUGCCUUCUCUUCAGUAUAUCCUCCUGAGACCUGAACUUUUGUUUGGUAUGUGUUUAUAAUUUCGCCUUGUUAUUUGGGAUCAGUAGAACCUAAUAAGUAUAAUAAAAUGAAACAUUGUCAACGAUAAUAAAGUCCCAAUGUCCUCCAACAAGUACUUCCUAAUUAAAAGUGUCUUAGCUUGUUACUCUUGCUAAAAUUUGAUCAAAUUUGUUGCCCUAUUUGAAACCACAAACAUCAGAAAAAAGCAAGUUUCAGCCAUAAAAUGUGAUGAGGUUUUGGACCUCGUCCACUUUAGUGUCAGGAUCGGCUACAGACUGACUUGGCAGAGAUGGCUGCCAUUUUGUUUUUACAUGGAUUAGUGUAUUGUGCUCUUACUACCACUAGAUGGCACCACAAAGUGUCCACAAAUGAGGACAACAGGUCUAAGUUAAGUAGAAUGAAGUAUAAGGUCAAGAAACCCAAAAUGUGAUUUCCUCAUAUGAGGACACAGGGUCUCAGGAGGAUAUGGAACUAGAUGGCACUGAAAAACUCAUCAGCAAUGUCUCAUGAUCUAGUUACUCAAGAUAAUCCACAGCCCUUGUGAGCAGUUUUAUGUAGGAACCAUUUUCUUGUUACGGAACUACAUUCGCUAACCAUAUCACUGCGCAGAGGGAUGCGUGUAUUUAUUGCUAGCUAAUGUUGCAGCUGCACCAACGCCAUUAAUCAUUACAUCAAAAGCACAUGCCUCUUUUCAGUGAGCAGGCGCACGCUUUCCUCUGUGGGUGAUACAGUUGGUGGGUGUAGUUUAGUAGAAAGAAAAUAGUUACAACAUGAAACUGCUCACAACAAGGUCUGUGGAUUAUCUUGAGUAACUGGGUCAUGAUUUCUGGAAAGAGACAUUACUGAUGAGCUGUCUUGAAUUUAAUUUUUUGGCACUUUGAGCACCACAAGCCGAGUGCCAUCUAGUUCUAUUAUAUUUGAGAGAAGGCAGACAUCUCUACAGCUGAUAUCAUCAACACUCUGCAACUUACCCCAAAACAAUAGCACUACAGGAAAGAGGAAAAAUGUGUAUACUUGAUUUUGGGGUGAACUGUCCCUUUAAUAUUCACAGUACAUACAUGAAAUUGGUAUCAGUGUUUUCAUCUAACUCUCCACCAGAAGGUGAAUCAACAUAUGUCCCAAAAUGUUGCACAACUCCUUAAAUAUGUUACAUGACAUUAGCUUAUGAAGGACUUAUUAAACCUUACUACCUUUGGUAUACAUUUAUAUUCAUUUUAUAUUCUUUGUUUGGUACUCAGCUUGCAAAAUAUGCGUGCAGCACAAGGAGGAAUAUAUUUUUUUCUUCUUGGAAAAGACCCCGCAGCUCUUUUCAGUGAAUACUGAAAAAUUAAAUUUGAACUUUGAACUGAUGGAGCGAAACACUUUGACCUCACAAUUCUGCACCUCGAACCCUGCUAAUCUCACAUCAUCCUUGUUUUCUGAACUCAUCAGUGAUUUUUUUUUUUUUUUUUUGGUCUCAUGAUCCAGUUUGCUAAGAUUUACAAAGCUGAAAUGUAAUUAGGGAGAAAAACCCAAUGAGUAUUUAAAUGGGCUGAUUACAGAGACUGAAGAUCUUGAAUUUAUUUUUAUUUUUUUUUUUGGCAUUUUCUCCCUAAUUCAGAUGCUUAUUAUGUGUUUGAUUUUUGACUACAAGCCAUUAAUCUCAGAGCUCUCCUACAACUGCCUUUAACCUUUCUUUGUGAUCAUUAUCAAUGAAGGCUUUUUUAAACAAUAUAUUUUUUUUGCUAUCCAUUUUAUAAACAAAAAAAUCUUGGGCUUUUCAUCCUUUGGUUUUGAUGCAUGAUGUGUUGAUUAAGUUUUGUUUUGAUAUGUUUCAUAUUCUUUACAGUAUUGUUUUAUAAAAGUGUUUCUGAACGCCCUUAUUGUAUGUAUUUUCUAUGAACAUUUUGUAUUCCGUGUUUAUACUUUUAGUAGAUUUCUAUGAUGUAAUAAAAUGGCUCA
Molecule: messenger RNA, 6261 nt
Organism: Epinephelus fuscoguttatus (brown-marbled grouper)
Lineage: Eukaryota; Metazoa; Chordata; Actinopteri; Perciformes; Serranidae
Gene: lix1l
Product: limb and CNS expressed 1 like
Exons: 6
Coding region: 208-1278 (356 amino acids)
Biological process (GO): autophagosome maturation
Cellular component (GO): cytoplasm
Source: RefSeq, a predicted model, not a curated record